AUGAAAUCCAUUCGUAUAGUAGGAGAUUCUCCUCAUGAACAACCCGCUCUUCAAAAUCAUUUUGCCUAUUGGGAUCGAACCAACAAAGGUUAUAUCACCCCAUUAGAUGCAGUCAGAGGCUUCUCCAACCUGGGUUACAAUAUAUUCCUAAGUAUCAUAAUUGGUGCCAUCCUAAGCAUGUUGUUUUCAUAUGCAACACAAGAUUCAUGGAUACCAGACCCUUUAUUCCGAGUAAACACAGCUAAUCUUAUAAGCUCAGAGUCAUGUGGUCCGUACGAUCAAAAUGGGCAAUUUGAUCUUGAGAAGUUUGAGGCUCUAUUCACAGCAUACGCAAAGGCAGAUCCCUCUGGAAAAACCAUCAGUGUAAUAGAAUUACUUCAAAUGGUCAAUGAAACAAACUCUCUCGGAACAAGUCUUUCUAAAUGGACAAAAACAUUUCUGGAAUGGAGUACUGCUUAUCUAUUUGUGGGCCACCGCGGUUCUCUGAAGAAGAGAGAUGUUGUGGCUACCUACGAUGGCUCCUUAUUCUACCGUCUCCGGAAUACUAAGCGUCCCAUCAAAGCAAACACAAAAAAGCCUCGUCUAGCUGGCGUGAUUCGCGCAAAAACUAAAAUCAACUACCUAGAAGACAAGGUCCAGACAAUAAUCAACAAGCUCCCACCUUCUUCUGUCAAGGCAGUUGAAGGGCGGAUUGAAAAGUUACGCCUCAUGGUAGAAAACCAUACGGGUCAGCUUACUUUUCCCAUUCCAAUCAUGGAUCUAAACAAACCUGUGACUACAAUGCGGGCAAUAACGUUGACGGGCGUACCAGAUAAGCAAGAAUCAGCUGAAACUGCCGUCUCACUAAAUUCGCUCCAGCUUUACGGACACUCUCUCACGGGUACUCAAGAAAUCCAAGAAUAUCAAGGCACUCAGGAAUAUGACAAUAUAAACAUCACUGGCCUUUCAUUGGAUUCCCUAUCAAAAGACGACACAGAAAGCAUCAUUGUAAAAGACUGGCUUCAAACAGGUUCUCUCACUGGGGUUCAGAAACCAACAGAUUUGCAAAACAAGCAUGACUCACAAGAGAAUGAUACCCCUGUUCAACUGACUACUGGAUUGACUGGCGUACAGAAACAAGAUAAUGACCAAGAGACUCUGACAGCACAAAAUACAGAUGCAAUGCUUACCUCUGGCCUUACUGGUGUCCAGAAAUCAGAAGAAGAACCUCCAGUCGAUGAAGUACACGUCCAACUCACUUCAGGCUUAACUGGCGUCCAGAUAUCUUCAGAAGAUGAAUAUUCCAUCGAUGAAGUACACGUCCAACUCACUUCUGGUUUAACUGGGGUCAAGGUGUCUUCAGAAGAGUUUGAAACCACAGAGAUCCUAUCAAAAUCUGGUAUAAUCGGUGUACAGGAACCAUCAGAAACCGCUCCAAUUGAAGAGAUCGAUGUCGAACUCACUUCCGAUCUAACUGGCGUCAAGUAUGGUACAUCCGACCACGAUCUUAUUUCAGCAGGAGCAUAUGAAGAUGACCAACAAAACACAAGUCAAUUUGGUGUUCAGCUUCCAGAAGAUCUUGAAGGCACUUUGACAGUAGACGAAGGAGAGCCUGUUCAGUUGACCUUUGGUCUAACAGGUAUCAAGAGUCAGUUUGAUACUGAAGACAAGGAAAACACAGUUGAUGAUCACGCUUUAGAGAACACUGGUCUUACUGGAGUUCUUCACAGCAGUGAUGAAGAUACACAUGAAACCUUUGUACGCUUCACACAUAACGAUACAUCUAGUGAUGAAUCUAUGGAAGUUCCUGAACUGACUCUUGUUGACCAUCCUUUGACCGGUACCUGCAGGGAUCACAGUGAUGUUGAAAACGAAGACGAACUUUCUCAAUAUGACAUGCACAGUGAUAUUCACUAUUCUUCUACUGAAGCUACUGAAUCCGACAGAGAGCCAUUCCAGCUUGUUGCCAACCUAACUGGUCUAUCCAAAGAAGAUCCUUCAUCUGCCAUCUUUGUAGAUCUUACCCAUGAGCUCUCUGGCGAUAUGAACGCGACUCAUUUUGGCGAAAUAUUCUUGGUUGACUCUCUCACUGGUUUGAGCAAAGAGCCACCUAUCGUAGAUAGCUUCAAGCUUUCAGAAGAUAUUCAGGUCAAACCAAAGGAACCCAAGAUCCCUGUAUCUAUUCAAGAUGUCGCUUUGACUACUGCUUUGACUGGCCUUUCCAAUAAGCCUACUGAGCCCAGUACGUUUGAUUUGUCAAACGGAACAUUUGAUUUCCCUCGAAAUGCAAAGGAAACAGUCUCAGUUGAAGAUGUAAUGUUGAGUGAGUCAUUGACAGGAGUUAAGGACAUUCCAGAAGACACCGCUGAUCCAACUGAUGCCGACGACCAAGAAGGUGACGAUUCCAGCAAUAUUGCCACUACAGCUCAUCACGAUGAUAAGAACGUCUCCGGGAUGACAUCACAGGAUAUCAAUGUACAUGACUACCACUAUGAAAACUCAUCAGUAUGCAGCUCCCAUGCUUCUGUGGACAAUGGCGCGCAUCAAGAUUCAGAGAAUAGCCAUUCAGAAGACGAAUCGUGUGAAUCUCGCGCAGGCGUCCCAAUGUCUUUGAGUGACUCCCAGCAAAGUGCAAAGGCUAGAAAGAACCGAAGAAAGAAGGAUAAGAAGAGACAGAAGCAGCAGAUGGCCACUGUAAAUGAUAAGGCUUCUGAAGGUGCAUGGCCACCAUUAACUGAGGUUGCCGGCAAAGAAGAAUAA
This is a messenger RNA of Phycomyces blakesleeanus NRRL 1555(-), 2739 nucleotides long. RefSeq lists its product as hypothetical. Bases 1 to 2739 code for a protein of 912 amino acids. Gene Ontology annotation, molecular function: calcium ion binding; monooxygenase activity. The transcript has 6 exons. The record is from RefSeq and is a predicted model, not a curated record. NCBI's taxonomy places the organism in Eukaryota, Fungi, Mucoromycota, Mucoromycetes, Mucorales, Phycomycetaceae.